UAGGGAGAACAAGUUAGGCUUGUCGUUUCAUCGAGUGACAACCAAUAAAUUUCCAGUGUUUCGAAACGUCCUUCGAGGGGGGCAUUAUUUGAAUUUCGAAAGCUUAUUACGAUUCUAAAAUAACAAAUUUUUCACAUAUAUGAUAAUUAUUAUUAAGAUAAUCGAACGUCGUAGUAUCGAAAAAAUAUGUACAAUGAAAGGGUUAUAUAAACGAGACUUUUUUCUUAUUCACUUUGAAAAUUUUUCUUUCGUUUGCAUUUACGCAUCCUCCUGUCUAUCAGUAUUAUGGCGUCCUUUACUGUGGUCGGUUGUUCCUCCUAAUCUCUGUAAAUUAAGUGGAAGAAAAACUUACGCUGCUAAAGUUUCUGGUUUAAUGCUUUGGUUGCCAUCAGAAGAUUAAUUAUACGGACAUGCGGGAAGGUAUCGCCCAUUGGCAAUUCAUUAGAGGUAGAAUGGAUUCCACUGAUACAGAUUUAGAAAAGAAAUUUCAUACAGAGCAGAUGGCCUUAAUCGGCAAGAUGCAUAAUAUGCAGUGGCUAAAAAGUAAUUCUCAGUUAUCAGGCCACAUAAAGGCACUUCCAGAUGGAAAAGAAACAGUAAAUAAUACACUCAAAAGUAAAGUAAAUGAAGGAACACAAGAAAAAACUGAAGUUGUCUCAACUAACACUCUUUCAAACAGUCCUGAAUUAAAUAAGAUUGAUUCUAUUUUAAAUAAAGAUAUUAAUGAAAACAAUAAUACUCUAAACAAAGAUACAUCUCAAUCACCUUUAGAAAUUGUUGAUUUUUCUCAAAAAGAUAUGGAGACUGUUUGGAACAAAGAUGUUAAUGUAACUAAUACACUAUUUCCAAAUUCACAAUCUUUGGUAAUGCAAAGACUGGAUGAACAGGAAGUGAUCAAUACGUCUUUGACAGAAGAUAUUGUUACAGUUCAAUUAGAGCAAUUUAGACUUAAUGAAGAGGAAAAUAAUAAAUCUGACAAAUUACAUAAUGAAGCUGAUAGCAAAUGGGAUAAUAGUCAGCAUAAUAUAUCUAACUUACCAAAGUCAGACAGUGAUGUGGAUAAUCAAGUAAACUCAAAGCAGUGUCAUGAUAACAACAAUAAUAAUGAAAAAUCUAAAAGUCAGUCACCAUUGGACACAAAGACAAGUAUACAAAAGACAACUCAAAAAGUUAAUACUAAGAGAUUGAAUGAUCAAAAGAUUAAAAAACAAUCAGGUUCUUUGAAAGAAUCUUGGACUCCUUCGAAACAGACUUCUAAAUCUAAGGAUGACUUAUUAAAUUUAUGUAAUGAUAAUAUAACUUCAACUUCUAUGGAUUCAAAAAAGGUAGCUGUAGGGACAACUCCUAAGCUUAAUGAUAAAUAUAGCAAAGUCAAUAGUUACAAUAAAAAUCUAAUCAUGGGAAAAGGAGCACGAAUGAAGGAGCAACAGUUUUUUAAACAACAUUUUUCUACAUUUAAUGAUAGUGGUAAUAAAAGCACAUCCAUAGAGGGAUUAGAUGAGAAAAGUAGAUCUGUUGCAACAAAAUUAAAACCAAGUAAAAAUGAAUCAGACAAAAAAAAUAAUGAAAUAGAUGACAUAAAAAAAUGUCAUAAGAUUCAUGUAACACGUACUCAAUCAUAUAAUGUCCACUAUAAUAGAAAUAAAUCUUUAAUAAAGUCACAGCAACGAUAUUCAAAAAAUGCAACUAAGCCAGAAGAAAAUGGUUAUAUUAAUAAUUCAACUGGCUUUAAUAACAGUAUUAACGUGUCUAAUUCAGCUGAGAACGUAUCAAGAAAGAAGUGCGAAACUCAACAACCUUUAGUAAGUAAACAAAUUAGCAGUAUACAAUCCAAUCAGAAUGUUUCUGGAAAAGGUACAAAGAAUUCAGGUAUUACAGAAUGCAAUAUAAAUGAAAGAAGUUUAACAAAGACAAAUUCAGUAUCAAACAAACGAAGUUACUCAAAUUUAACUAAUGCAAAGAACAACAACGAAAGAAAUAUUAAAGAUGAUCAAGCAUACAAUCAGAAAUUUAAAAAAGAUUCUAAUAUUUAUAGGCGAUCUUCCGGUAUAUUUCAGACGCUUAUCAAGGAUGUAAAUGGGAAAAUGAAAACAGAUGAUCAUAAAAGGAGUAUUACAGAUAAUAACUUAACAAAAGAUUAUAGAGUAAAUCGUAUUAAUUCAGCAGAUACAAAGAUGCGUUCUCAAUCUGAAGGCUCAAAGAUAACUGUAUACUCACAUAAGUCAAGUAACGGUGCUAGUAAUAUAAAGACUGAUGCAUUAGAUUCACCUGCUAUAAAUAAUGUACAGUCUAUAAAAUCAUUAAAUUGUUUUCCAAGUAGUACCAAAGAUUGCACAAGUAUAUAUACGUCAUGUCAUACACCACAAGAAUCACAGAUUUCACAGGCUUCUUGUAAUGAAACUGAAGUACAAUUUGUGAAGACUGAACAAGAAGAUACUAGUAAUAAUAAUAGCAAUAAUAAAACAAGUACUAGUAAUUCAGAAACGAAAUCAGUUAAAUUUUUAGAUAACAUUCAGGAAUUUAAUAUGGCACAUCAUUCUGUAACAUCAUAUUCUGAUAAUUCUAUGCAUCAAAGCAAACCUCCGGCAAAUUCAUUUUAUUCUGAUUUACAAAAUACACCACAUACAAAUAAUGCUCAACAAAUUGAAAACCACCAAAAUGUACAAAAUAGGAGUUAUUUCGAUAAUAAUAAUGCUCAAUAUAAUAAUACAACCACCAGCAGUCAAAGUAACGAACGAGAUUUACAUCUUAUGGAUUUAGUACAUCAAAAACCAGAACAAACAUCGCAUAUGUCACCACAAAGCAUAUUGCCACAGAAUAAUUCUAAUCCAGCUAUCGCUAUGGGAAAUGGGUUGUCCUAUCAGAAUAUGCCUGCUGUCUAUCUAAAUCAGUAUAAUAAUGCACAAACUGUACCAAGAAAAACAGCUGACAGUACAAUCAUCCCUCAAAAUAUAUUAAUUCCAAGUACCUCUUCUUACAGUAUAGAAAACCAAAACAUGUUGCAAACCGACCCUUCUAAUAUUCUGAUGCAUAAUACUCAAACGUCAGUUCUACCACCAUCAGGUUUUCAUAAUCAUCCUAUAACUACACAGCAUAAUCAGUGGAAUUUGCCUCUUCCAGAUAUGUUUCUUUUUGGAAAUGUGAUAAAUCCCGCCCAUUCUUUGAACAUCCCAAUUCAGAAUUCCAGACACAUGUGCAACGCGGAUUUCAACAACAUCCAACAGAGUUACUUGCAACAUCCGUUAUUUUACGUUCCACCAAUGUGUAUGCAAAGCUGGAAUCCAAUGAUGCAGUAUCCAGCACGAUUAUUCCAAAAUCCACCAUACAGCAAUUGCACCACAUUUCCAAAUCAAGCAUUACCACCGAACAAUUUGACGGAUUCUAUGAAUUGUCCUGUACCGACGUCGGUGCAGAACAACUUAUAUAAACAUUUCCAGCCGAUGCAACCUCUGGAAAAUGCUCCGAGCUUUUCUGUCCCUGUAAAACUUGACAAUUAUAUGCAAGGUUGUAAAACGAACAGUGUUAGAAUGAAGGCUAAUACUGUGGAUGUUCACAUGAGAGCUAGUCAAUAUCGAGCACCUGUGCCAAAUGAGUAUCAAAAUUGUUCUCAAGAUAGUCAGCUGAUGGUACCGUUCUCAUACGCAGUUACAAUGGAUCCUAUUGCGAAGAAUGGUGCGUCGAAUAUGCACAUGCAGGUGAAUCAGAAAUACGAGCCACGCGCUUUUAAUUCUACCAGUUAUCAAAGAAUUCCAGAGAGCUGUCCUAUGUACCACAAUAAUCAGGACUCUAACAACAGGAAGGAUGACGUAUCGAACAAUAAUUCCGAAUGUAUACCACCUAUGGUAUCACCAAAAGAAUGUAUGUAUUACGGAAUUAAUUAUUCGCGGAAGACUGAUACUAUGCAAAAUUCAUCCAUACAGUCGGAUAUAAAAUCCGCAACUUACAACAUGCACGCUGUUAACGCGCAGCAUUACAUCCCUCAUUUUCAAAAGAAUACGACUUACCACGCAUCUUCAAAAGAGCUUUCAACCAGGCUAAACACGGGACGUAACAUGCGCAAAACAAUGGAUCAGUAAGCCUAGAAAAACAGUGAACAGUACCAUGCAUAUACACUUAUUUCUUGUUUUCGAUAGAUAAUUACAGUUAUGCGGUACAAAAAAGGCGGUUGCACAUUUACCUUACGAUUUUUCAUCUGUUUGUAUCAUCGUUAUCUUUAUAUAUGUAUAUGUAUGUACAUGUAUGUAUAUCGUACAAGUCAGUUUUUUAAUUAAUCUAGAUAUAAUAUCACAUACAUCGUAUUAGAUGUCACGCACUAUUAGAAGAUAGUUUUCAAAGUUGAGAAGCUUUAAAAAGAAGUUUAUAUGAUACUGCCAUUUGUUGGAAAUAUUACGCGAUAGUUCAUCUUGUUUCCUAACGUAACAGUGUGAAAGUAGCAAAUCUAUUUUCUAGAUUUCCUUCAGAUAUUUAUAUCCACCAUGAUUAUUAGACAUUGAUGUUACUCGUUACUUGGAUUCUAUGUACUUUUAAAACAAUAAUCAAGCGCUUGUUACGAGACGUUUCACGUCGUGCAAUUGGCGCGAUACACGAUGUGUAAUUAGAUGCAAAUUUUCAAAAUAUUUUUUAAGUUCCUACUAUCGAAAGUAUUAUAACGAUUUAGGGUUUAGUUCGCAUUACAAAUAUUUCCGUUCUUUCCUUUUCUUCUUGAAUUCGAUUCCUUAGUAGGUACAUGUGAUAUCGUUACGAUGAUAAUUUAUGCUCUAAUCGGUUACAGUGUUAAAUAAUUUCAUUUUUACGACCUAAUAUCGGCAAAUAAUUUUGUUUACUUCAUUGUUUCUUUCUGUGUUAUUUGGAGGCAAAGAGUUUUAUAAUAUAUAUAUAUUUUUGUUUAAAUAUUGCUUAUAUUGUUAAGAAAUAUCAUAUAGUUUAUUUUUCGAGGACUUACAAGUUUUUACAAAAUAAAACGUAAACUUGCCAUAUUUGGUAGAUGUUAUAUAUAUAUAUAUAAAUAUAUUAUAAUCCCUCGACAUAUUCUGAUAUGCAUUUAUAACCACAGUAUUAUUCUUUCAUCUGUAUUAUGAAAUGCACGUGUCAAUAGAAUCUCUUUGAAAUAGAUAAAAUAAAGUAAUUUCUGAUGAAUUAUAUCAUUGCUGGUCGAUUCGUAUAUCUUUAUAAAAAGUUAAAAAAAAAAAAACUUGCGAAUUAUCUUACGGUUCAUAUAUACAUCAUAAACAUACGUUAAUGUUCAUUACGAUUUUAUACGAUAUCGUUGAUAGUCUCACAAUUCAAUUUCAAUAUUAUAUUAUAUAUAUAUAUAUAUAUUAAAAAAACAAAAAAGGAACAAAAAAAGAGGAGUCUGUAGAAAUUCCAAAUAUUUUGUUGAAGAUUCAAUUAUCGGUAUCUCUAUUUAAUUUUCAUGCCUUAAAUUUAGAGUUCGUUUCAAAGCUUCGUACUCGUUAGUUCACAUCUCGUGGCACUGAUAGUUAUCCCAUUCGACAUAUCUAUUACUUCUGCACCAAUUUCUUUAGCUACUUUGGUCGUACUCAAUUCUUUCAAAAUAGCUACGAGCUCGGCAUCGGUAUUGACCACAUCGAUCGUUUCUUUGGAGAGCGAUUGGAUACUUUGUACGAUUUCCUUGGACGGUCGUAGCAUUAUCAAGAAAUGAUUCUGUUCCUUAAAGUCUCUCACUACCAUAUUUAAUCCCUGUAAAUGUUAUAAAUCGAGGAAUUUGAACAAAUUAACGAAUUGUGUUCAAAUCUGUCCUAGAUCUUACAUCUUUGAGCGAUUGUUGAGCAAUCGAGUUAUAUCUUUUCUCCAUUAUCAUCGUAAUAUAAAAAUCUCUGCUAUUUUCUCUGUAAACACGAUUAAGAAAAAAGAAGAAAAAUAUCUUUUUGUAACAAGGAUGUGAAAGAAACGGGGGAAGGAGGCUCGAAGAAGUAAAAUCCAGGCCAAAUUCGUAAUCCGCUAUUUCAGAUAAUUACACUUACAUGCGCCGCAGUGAAAUCAAUUUUAUCGAUGUGCUUGCAAUCUAGUACGACGAUUUUCGUGUUCUUGAAGUUUUUCAGUAAUUUAUGAUGAUCAUUAGCUAAGUUCUCUAACAGGUAUAUCCUCAGGUAAUCCACCGCUGGGAACAGCAACCCGGCGCUGGGACGCACGAGGAUGUAAUUUAACGUAGGAGUCUGCGGUGAGAAAAAAAAUAAAAUGGGGAUAUUUUUAAAACAAUAGCAAUCUCUUUAUCAAGUCUUUGUCUAUCAUUGUUAUGUACUUACAUUUCUGUAUUCGAUAUAUAUUGUCGGCCUGGCGUUGAAAUAAAUUAAUAUUGCCAGAUCAA
Bombus terrestris (buff-tailed bumblebee) is the source of this 6328-nucleotide messenger RNA. RefSeq lists its product as uncharacterized. The coding region runs from base 411 to 4076 and encodes 1221 amino acids. The record is from RefSeq and is a predicted model, not a curated record. NCBI's taxonomy places the organism in Eukaryota, Metazoa, Arthropoda, Insecta, Hymenoptera, Apidae. The transcript is spliced from 6 exons.